AUGGCGUGCGUUCGCAGUGUGCGCGAGCCCUUCGACGUGCACACCGGAGUGUGGCUCCGGCUGGAGGAGCUGGCAGAGUGCGGGGUGGAGGCCACCGUCCCCGGCGGUUGUGGGAUUGAGUCCUGGCCAACUGGGUACAUGGAAAACUCGGUCUCCUACAGCGCUAUUGAAGACGUUCAGCUGCUGUCCUGGGAGAAUGCCCCGAAGUACUGUUUACAGCUCACAAUCCCUGGGGGAACAGUCUUACUGCAGGCUGCCAACAGCUACCUGAGAGACCAGUGGUUCCAUUCGCUGCAGUGGAAGAAAAAGAUUUACAAAUAUAAGAAAGUUCUGAGUAACCCAAGCCGUUGGGAAGUUGUCUUGAAGGAGAUCCGAACUCUGGUGGACAUGGCCCUGACAUCCCCCCUGCAGGAUGACUCCAUCAACCAAGCCCCACUGGAAAUCGUCUCAAAACUGCUCUCAGAGAACACAAACUUGACUACCCAGGAGCAUGAGAACAUCAUUGUGGCGAUUGCUCCUUUGCUGGAAAACAACCAUCCACCGCCAGAUCUCUGUGAAUUCUUUUGCAAGCACUGCAGAGAGCGGCCCCGGUCCAUGGUGGUCAUCGAAGUGUUCACGCCCGUGGUCCAGAGAAUCCUCAAGCAUAACAUGGACUUCGGGAAGUGCCCCCGACUGAGGCUGUUUACUCAGGAGUACAUCCUUGCCUUGAACGAGCUCAACGCGGGGAUGGAGGUGGUGAAGAAGUUCAUCCAGAGCAUGCACGGCCCCACGGGGCACUGCCCCCACCCCCGGGUCCUGCCCAACCUGGUGGCCGUGUGCCUGGCUGCCAUCUACUCCUGCUAUGAAGAGUUCAUCAACAGCCGUGACAACUCCCCCAGCCUGAAGGAGAUCCGGAACGGCUGCCAGCAGCCCUGUGACCGGAAGCCCACCUUACCUCUGCGCCUUCUGCACCCCAGCCCGGACCUGGUGUCUCAGGAAGCCACGCUGUCCGAGGCGCGGCUCAAGUCCGUGGUCGUGGCCUCCAGCGAGAUCCACGUGGAGGUGGAACACACCAGCACUGCCAAGCCGGCACUGACGGCCAGCGCGGGCAAUGACAGCGAGCCCAACCUCAUCGACUGCCUCAUGGUCAGCCCUGCCUGCAGCACCAUGAGCAUCGAACUGGGUCCCCAGGCCGACCGCACGCUCGGCUGCUACGUGGAAAUCCUCAAGCUGCUGUCGGACUACGAUGACUGGAGACCGUCUCUGGCCAGCUUGCUUCAACCCAUUCCGUUCCCCAAAGAAGCCCUCGCACACGAAAAGUUCACCAAAGCUGAUGGGGAACGGCUAGUGUUCCCCAGUUUACAGAUGCCACGGUUUUUCCCAACAGGCCUUCUGUGGAAUUCAGUACACUCAUGCCUGCUGAGCGUGCGGGCCGGCAAAGACGGCUGGUUUCAGCUGUACAGUCCCGGAGGGGUGGCCUGUGAUGAUGACGGGGAGCUGUUCGCCAGCAUGGUGCACAUCCUCAUGGGCUCCUGUUACAAGACCAAAAAAUUCCUGCUCUCCCUGGCGGAAAACAAGCUGGGACCCUGCAUGCUCCUGGCGCUGAGGGGGAACCAGACCAUGGUGGAGAUCUUGUGCCUCAUGCUGGAGUACAACAUCAUCGACAACAACGACACCCAGCUGCAGAUCAUCUCAACCCUGGAGAGCACGGGCGUGGGCAAGCGCAUGUACGAGCAGCUGUGCGAUCGGCAGCGAGAGCUGAAGGAGCUGCAAAGGAAAGGCGGGCCCACCAGGCUAACACUGCCCUCCAAGUCCACGGAUGCCGACUUGGCUCGUCUGCUGAGCUCCGGCUCUUUCGGAAACCUGGAGAACCUCAGUCUGGCCUUCACCAACGUGACCAGCGCCUGCGCUGAGCACCUCAUCAAACUGCCUUCUCUCAAGCAGCUGAACCUGUGGUCCACUCAGUUUGGAGACGCCGGCCUGCGGCUCCUGUCGGAACACCUCACCAUGCUCCAGGUGCUGAACCUGUGUGAGACGCCUGUGACCGACGCGGGCCUGCUGGCCCUCAGCUCCAUGAAGAGUCUUUGCAGCUUAAACAUGAACAGCACCAAGCUCUCGGCUGACACCUAUGAAGAUCUGAAGGCCAAGCUUCCCAACUUGAAGGAAGUGGACGUCCGCUACACGGAAGCCUGGUGA
Messenger RNA from Puma concolor (puma), 2175 nucleotides. Lineage: Eukaryota; Metazoa; Chordata; Mammalia; Carnivora; Felidae. The record is from RefSeq and is a predicted model, not a curated record.